Messenger RNA from Microthlaspi erraticum, 1107 nucleotides. The record is from the annotation of a GenBank genome assembly. NCBI's taxonomy places the organism in Eukaryota, Viridiplantae, Streptophyta, Magnoliopsida, Brassicales, Brassicaceae.
AUGCUAGACACAGCUAGCAAUGGGAACUUCCUCAACCAGGAUGUAGAUGAUGGCUGGCAACUUGUGGAGAACAUAGCUAACUCCAAUGGAAGCUAUGGAGAAGAGUAUGAUCGCACCAACGGAGCUCGACCCACCACUCGAUCGACUCAGUCCACAAUGAAGAAAGUCAACUUUGUGUCUGCUGAGGAGAUGGAACCAGUCCAAGAAGGGGAGGAUACACAAUUUGCUGAGGUGUGCUACAUGAGCAAUGGGCAAGGAGGUUACAACAAAGGAUACUAUAAUUACAAGUCCAACCCUGCCAUGUCAUACCGCAACACUGAUGUUGCUAACCCUCAGGACCAAGUCUAUCCUCAACAACAAGCAGCUCGAUCGAGUCAAGCCACAACAUGGAAGCUAGCUGAAAUAAACUCCAAGAUCGAGAAUCUCAACACAAGGGUUUACUCUCUGGAGAAUCAUGCUUCUUCUGUUGCUGCUGCUACAAAGCAAGGACAACUACCUGGUAAAGCUAUUCAGAACCCCAAGGAACAGUGCAAGGUCAUCUUCACUCAAGAAGGACUUGUUGAAGAAGAGGAUCAAGAAAGGGUCAUUGAAGAUUUUUGUUUACUGCUGAAUGAUGAAGAGAUUGUUGCUGCUGAGGCUCCUGGAGUCCAGAUUGAUCAACCAGAAGUGCAUGCACCUACUGUGGCCAUUCACACUUCACCAGUUGAGCUCGCACAACAAGCUCGAUCGGCAGCUCGAUCGAGUCGCUCGAUCGAGUCCGACCUCUUCUGUCCGACCCUGUUUUGCUUGAUCCUUACCAACCGGUUGCCGCUUCCUCGUCUCGCCUACUUAGUCAAGCCUAGAGGUUCAGACUUUUGUGCCACAAUUGACAGUACCACUCUCAGUUCUAAGAGUCAUGGAGCUACAAAGGUUGUGAAGGAAAGGGUUGACAAAGAACCAAGAGUUGGGAAGGAUAAGGAUGAGAGAGGACCAAGGAUUGAGAAGCCACGUCUUGAGAGGGCUAGAGUUGAGAAACCACGUCUGAUAGACCACGAGCUGAUCGACUUGUUCAAGCCCCUUGUGUGCUUGAUGAAGAGAGCCUUCAAGCUUUGUUUGAUGAGCCACUAG